AUGCCUGAGGCGCAAUCACCUUCGUCCCUCCCCAAACCCCGCCGCAUCGUGACUGGCCACAACGAAGAAGGCGUCGCAACCGUUAAACACGACUCAUACCUCGAUAUUCAACCUUACGGCGAUGGCACCAACCUGACACCAUUCUGGUACACAAACGAACAGCCGGCGGAUGUCAGUAGUCCUCAGGACAAAGCCUUUCUAGAACCAGCCAUGCCACUGCUGGGAUCAGGCUUUACUGCCUACGAUCUACCUCCCAAGUCUGAGGGGCUUUUCCAUCGCACAAUUACUCUGGACCAUGUCAUCGUUGUACAAGGAUCUUUGAUUCUUGGAUUGGAAGAUGGGUCCAGAAUCAAGUUGAAUGAGGGUGACGUGGUGGUACAGCAAGCAACCAUGCACAAUUGGAGUAACGUUACUACAGAAUGGGCACGAAUAUAUGGGAUCAUGUUUCCAGCGCGAGCGCCAAGUGUCAUUGGGAAAACAUUAGAAACAGUUUGGCCUUUAUAA
Messenger RNA from Aspergillus affinis, 504 nucleotides. RefSeq names its product cupin domain-containing protein. Bases 1 to 504 code for a protein of 167 amino acids. Lineage: Eukaryota; Fungi; Ascomycota; Eurotiomycetes; Eurotiales; Aspergillaceae. The transcript has a single exon. The record is from RefSeq and is a predicted model, not a curated record.